Molecule: messenger RNA, 891 nt
Organism: Nakaseomyces glabratus
Lineage: Eukaryota; Fungi; Ascomycota; Saccharomycetes; Saccharomycetales; Saccharomycetaceae
Cellular component (GO): cytoplasm; membrane
Source: RefSeq, a predicted model, not a curated record
AUGACCAUUGCUCUUCCAGGAGUGGACGGUUCAACUGCUUAUAACUAUGCAGUACGCCAGCGGAACGUCUUUCGUACAGUCUUCACUGCUAAUGUGUUCCAUAUCAGCUUAACGCAUUGGUUUUUAAUGUUUUGCUGGUUGAAUCUCAUGUGGAGAUAUUAUUUCAAUCAUUACAAGGAUCUGUACAAGUAUAAUAGACUAAUAGCAUCUCAAUUGUCUAAUUGCAUGCUAUUUGGGCUGUCUGAUAUACUUGCACAAUGCAUUACGUGCUAUUUUUCUAGGGAGAUGGACCCAGUGCCUCGAAUAAUAGAUGAGACGGUCCAGAAUUUGAUACCUUAUAAUGUAAUGCCACUUCCUGGGGGUAUAUUUGAAGCCAAUGAAGAGUUACUAGACUCUGACAAUGAUGAUAAUUUGUCUGUGUUCAAUGACUAUGGUGAGUAUGAUAAUAGCAACGACGAGAUAGAAUACAAUCAUACUGAGAAAGUGGCCACUUUUCACUUUAGAAGAUGGUUAGGGUUUAUGGGAUGGGGAGGUUUCAUUUCUUUUUUCCAGGUGCCAUGGUAUAUUAUCUUAAACACAAUAUAUACUGAAGAUCCUACGGUAGUUCAGGUCCUUGAGCGGGUUCUCACUGACCAAUUGUUAUACUCGCCGGUAUCCCUAUACUUCUUCUUUAUGUACUCCAAUUAUGUGAUAGAGCAAGGUGACAGAUACACUUUUAGUAUGAAGAUAAGAAGGCUAUAUGUAACCACCCUGGGAUGUAACUAUAUGAUUUGGCCUAUGAUGCAAUUCAUCAACUUUUUAGUCAUACCUAAGCACUAUCAGGUGCCCUUCAGCAGUUCCGUAGGUGUGGUAUGGAACUGCUUCUUAUCUAUGAGAAAUGCAGCAAAAUAA